Helicoverpa armigera (cotton bollworm) is the source of this 3515-nucleotide messenger RNA. RefSeq names its product ADAMTS-like protein 4. Gene Ontology annotation, biological process: extracellular matrix organization; proteolysis. The record is from RefSeq and is a predicted model, not a curated record. Gene Ontology annotation, cellular component: extracellular matrix. The coding region runs from base 378 to 2276 and encodes 632 amino acids. Gene Ontology annotation, molecular function: metalloendopeptidase activity. NCBI's taxonomy places the organism in Eukaryota, Metazoa, Arthropoda, Insecta, Lepidoptera, Noctuidae. The transcript has 12 exons.
UGGGGCGCAGCUCGGCGCCGCCACAGUCCACGACGAGCGCGCGGCCGCGCCACCGAGCACCCGACUCGUUCCCGCGCGAACCGGAAAAUUGGCGCGAAAAUGCCGAACUGUCAAAACGCAUGAUCGGCAUUCACAUUUUUCUGCAAACUCGUUGCAACGACGCGAACUUAUACAGCCACGGACUUUACUUGUGAAGUAGAUGUAAUCAUUCGGAUGCUUUUAUUUUCGGUUUAGAAUACGACGAUCUUUUAUCUUAAUGGUGAUUUUAUCGAUAAAAGAUAUUGUUGUUAACAAGACGACUCUUUGCUGACCAAAUAACACGUUGGUCUAGUACAAGAAAAGACAAUUUGUAAGUGUUAAUAAAUAUUAAACGAACAAUGAAAAUGGUGAAUUUACCUGUGAUUAUGUUGGUGUUUGUCUUGGCGGUGGGUCGCGAGGGCGUGCUGUCGUCGGCGUGGUCGCGCGAGCUGCGCUGCGGGCGGCGCCUGGUGUCGGGGCUGUUCUCGCGGCCGCGGCUGCCGCUCGGCUACUCCUACGUCGCCACCGUGCCGCGCGGAGCAUGCAGGCUCAAUGUCUCCGAAGUUACACCCAGUGAUAACUACAUAGCGUUGAAAGUAUCCAACGGGUCGUACAUAAUGAACGGCGAGUUCGCGGUGUCGGCGCCGGGCACGUACGAGGCGGCGGGCGCGCGCUUCCACUACGCGCGCGACGGCUCGCGCGACGCAGUGUUCGCGCACGGACCCAUACACCAUCCCAUCGAUAUCAUGAUUCUAUAUACGCAACCAAAUCCGAACAUAAAAUACGAAUACUUAACUGACUUAGAACCAGACGAAACAAGUAACGAUAUACCGACAAUCAAUCCUGCUCCUCACCACGCUGCGCAACGCCACCACCGGCAUCACAACACAGAGGCACACCUCAGAGACCUGGAGACGAAAUCCGACCCUUCAUUGUCGAAGUUGCCAAAUUUCAACAAUUUGGAGAGUCAAUCGCAAGUAGAGAGCAAUGUGAUAGGCAGCAGGAAAUUCGUGUGGAAGAUUCUAGAGUUCUCACAAUGCUCACGUAGUUGUGGAGGAGGACUGCAGAUUGGAAAGUUUAAGUGUGCUGAAAUAACGGACAAAGGAGAUAAAGAGGCGUCUCCCUUCCAUUGUAACGGUGCUCCUCCCCCGGCGCGUCGGCGUCGCUGCGGAGGAACCCCGUGUCCCCCACGUUGGAGAUCAGCAGCCUGGGGUCCCUGCCCUGUCUGUGGACCCGCUCACAGAACUCGAAUUGUGGGCUGUGUACAGGACCAUGCCCGCGGAAUUACCAAGAUAAGCGACCAAAAAUGUCCAUUACCCAUGCCUCCGAGCAGUGAGAUGUGUGACAUUCCUAACUGUGAUGGUACGGCUGCCACGACGAGCAUACCGCGGCUGGAUGCGAGACGUCAAGUGCGACCCAAGGACCGCACUGACACCUUCAGAGAAGGACCAGUGAUAUCCCUUGCUACUAACUUGACUGAUAAUGAUAUUGGAACCACCCCUGCACCGAGCUACAGUCACAGCGCUGGCGGAGGAUGGCUGUAUACGGAGUGGUCUCAGUGCGUGGGCUGGUGCGUGGGUGGAGGGGUACAAUCUCGAGGUGUUCGCUGCGUGGAUCCGAACGGAUGCACUACACAUCGCGCGCCUGAACAAACUCAAACUUGUUCCGUUAGGAAGCAGUGUGAUGCUCAGUGGUUCACUGGUGAAUGGUCACCCUGUUCUGCAACGUGCGGCGGCAAGCAAGUCCGCGGCGUGAUCUGCAUAGGGGGCAACGGCAGAAGGCUUCGUGACUCCUCGUGCAGGGGAAACAAGCCUGAAGCUGAGCGCGCCUGUGGUGGCGCGUGCAGCCCUUCGUGGUACCUUAGUGAUUGGACUGAGUGCCAAGGUCCAUGCGAGGCUGGAGUGCAAUCCCGCACGGUGUGGUGCGCGCGAGGCGGUGUAGAGGGCGCGAGCGGCGCCGCGCGUGACAACGAGUGCGCAGGAGUGCGGCCGCCGGCCAAACGCACCUGUGUGCCUUCACGCUGUUCUACCAGGCCGGCUGUCAAGACUGCUGUCGUUAAUGCACCUCCUUCAGUUUCGGAUCCACAACAACGCGUGACAAGACACCAAAGCCAUGCCGCUCAGAAUGUGAAAGACAGAUCUUAUGCUGAUGGAGCAUGCGUGGACAAGUUGAACAACUGCGCGCUGGCGGUGCAAGCGCGGCUGUGCCAUUACCCGUACUACACCGACUACUGCUGCAAGUCCUGCCACGGACGGUAAAUCAUCAGGAAUGGAGUACAAGCAGUAACCACUAAGGCGCUAUGACACGUAUUGUGAUACAAAAUGGACGCAUAGUGAGAAUACAUUAUGUUAACAAGUAACAAGCCGAGAACCGCGGAACACAGCCGUCACUGAUCUACGCGAUCAAAUACUCACUGUUACAAAGAAUCCUUUCACGAAGAAAGUGGAACGCGUAACUUCGCUUCGAUUAAUACGUUAGGAAAGGUAUCAAAGCUAAUGCACCGAGUGUUAAGUCUGAAUCAAACCAAAGUGAAACAGACUAAGACUUAGAUAUCGGAUUGACUUACCUAAAUGACUCAUUCAAAUGCUCUAUGAAAAUGUUAACUCAAUGUUCUAUUGUGCUUCACACUAAAAUGUUGACGACGAGUACAGCAGUGUGCGCGCGGCUCAAUAUCUAAGUGAACUGUAAACGUUCGAGUUUCUGUAAGUAUUAGGAAUAGUUUUGUGAUCUCCAGAUUGUUUAGUCGAGUUUUGGAGUCGAUCUGUGAACUGUAGUACUUUCGAAAUUAAAAAAAAUGUUUAUCUUUUACAUUAUAUUGCACGACAUGUUAUCGAGUUCAGCACCUAUACGCGUAGAUUUGUUUAUAACAUGCCUGUAACCUAGUAAUGGAAACGCAUUUUACUGAAUUUCGUAUUCUGUGUAUUACAUUAGAGAUUAAUUAAUAAGCAUGUUUGGAACUACAGUUCAUUUUGCAUUUGUAAUGCAACUUAGGCUAUGCUAUCUAGAUUAAGAACAAAAUAGUAUUUCUUAUUGUUGUAAUAGUUUCUUCGGUAUGUACUUAUAGAAACUAUAAUGCUGGAUCCACACGUCUUCUAAUUAAUUUUAUAAACAUUUGUCAGUGAGGGAUGUCGGUGUAACAAUGUAACAGUUACGCUUGACGUCCCUCGCCGUGACGAACGUUCGCGGGCGUGUGGUGCAGGCAUCAGUGUUCAUAAUAACUUAUUACACCGAUUCUAUUGUCAAAGAGUCAGUUCUGUAUUAUUAAAGAGUCGAGUUGUGUAAAUAGAUAAUUAUUUUUAUAUGUAUAGUGCAUUUACUUACUGGCUGUUAAGUAUUUAUACGAUUGUAUUAGUUAAAACAUUGUACCAUCACAAUAAUGUAUGUAUUAAUUGGUUUUUCGCUAAAAGUAACUAGAGUUUUGCCUACCGUUUAAUAAAUUUUUGUCUGUACUAAUGAUGCAUAUAACAAUGUACAAAAAUAAUAAGCUUUAAACACUG